AAAAAAAGUAUUCAUUAUUUAAGCCAGAUUUUUCAUCCACAACAUGAGAACAAACCGCACAAAAACCAUAUGCAUAGUUUUUUGCAACACUGACCUGACGUUUAUGCUUAAUCAAUGACAAUCCAUCACUCUUAACCUCUAUUUAUAAUUUAUUGCUCAACUCCCUGAUCGUGUUUUUGCCUUUUACAUUUCUGCACUCGCGUGAAUGCAAGUAAACACUGAAUUAGAAGAUAAAAUCGGGAAAAUAAUCGAACGUCCCAUGAACUCCAUUUCCCACAAACCACUGCGACAGAGAGUUGUAGAGGCACUCAUUUAAAACUCGUUCGCUGCAUGGUUUUAGACAUUAGCUGUGUUUUUAAAUAGGUUCCAGUGUGCGUCGUAUUAUUCUAUCCAGUAAUAAAUACUUGUUGUCUUUCCAGUAUUGUCGGUCAAAGGUCACGCUGUCCUGUCACACGCGCGCCAAUUCUGUAUUUCCGGUUGAACAUACAGACAUGGAUCUGAGUGAUUUUGAGGCAGAUAACUCUGUGAGCUGCCGCUUGUCCUCGUCCAUCCCGGACGUGUGUAAGACAGAGGACUGCUGCCUGGGCAUCGAUGAGGCUGGCAGGGGUCCCGUACUGGGACCCAUGGUGUAUGGGAUAUGCUUCUGCCCUGUAUCCAGAAAGGAAGACCUGAAGAAUUUGAAAGUGGCAGACUCAAAGACGCUGACGGAGGCAGAGAGAGAGAACCUGUUUCUAAAGAUCGAUGAGGCCAAAGAUUUUGUAGGCUGGGCCCUUCAGGUCCUCUCACCAAACAUCAUUUCCACCAGCAUGCUGCAGAGAGCAAAAUACAAUCUGAAUGCGCUGUCACACGAUGCUGCGAUUGGUCUGGUGCAGUACGCUCUGGACUGUGGGGUGCAGCUCAAAGAGGUGUUUGUGGAUACUGUGGGUCCUGCAGAGAAGUAUCAGGAGAAGCUCUCCCAGCGGUUCCCGGGGGUGGAGGUCACCGUCCGUCCCAAAGCUGACUCGCUCUUCCCCAUCGUCAGCGCUGCCAGCAUCUGUGCCAAGGUGGCUAGAGACCAUGCAGUCAAAUCCUGGAAAUUUGCAGAAGAUUUGGACGAAGUGAACACAGAUUAUGGCUCUGGGUAUCCUAAUGAUCCCAAAACUAAGAGCUGGCUGCUGAAGUAUCUAGACCCAGUGUUUGGUUAUCCUCAGUUUGUGAGGUUCAGCUGGAGCACAGCGCAGACGCUCAUGGACAGUAAAGCUGUUGCUGUUCACUGGGACGAUGAUGAGGAAGAUGGAGAAAAAGCCGCUGCUCGUCAGAAUAACACCUCAAUGCUGUCGUAUUUCAGCCGCAGCAAACCGUCAGAGCUCUCACACACACGAGACACACACCGCUUUUUCACUGAGCGCAAACUACAGAGCAUCAACACACUCUGAAUACAAACACUGUCCAUCAACGAGAGCAGCACUCAACAUAUCACAAAAUACAUGACUGGAUAUGUCCAACAUUGUAUUGCAAAACGAUGAACUGUGCAUGAACCAGAAUGUAUUAUAUUCUCAUUUGUGUUUUUUUAUGGCGUGUAUUAUUAAUUUCUGGAUGUAAAAUAAAUAAAAUGUUUUC
Messenger RNA from Onychostoma macrolepis, 1599 nucleotides. RefSeq names its product ribonuclease H2, subunit A (gene rnaseh2a). The coding region runs from base 492 to 1415 and encodes 307 amino acids. Gene Ontology annotation, molecular function: RNA-DNA hybrid ribonuclease activity; RNA binding. Gene Ontology annotation, biological process: mismatch repair; DNA replication, removal of RNA primer. The transcript has 9 exons. The record is from RefSeq and is a predicted model, not a curated record. Gene Ontology annotation, cellular component: ribonuclease H2 complex. NCBI's taxonomy places the organism in Eukaryota, Metazoa, Chordata, Actinopteri, Cypriniformes, Cyprinidae.